UUCGCUCGCCCGCCCCGCACCUCUUCUCCUUCUCCUUCUUCCACUUCCACUCGAGCCAGCGAGCAAAGCAGUACGCCGAGCGGAACACCGUCGGACCCCGCUUGCGCUUUUGCUGCAAAGCUCGCUGAGGAUCGUUGUUAAUAUUAUUAUUAUUAUUACCGAGCCGAGCUGCUGUAGAAAAAAAAAACUGGCGCAACUAUGCGCCACACUCUCUUUCGCGACUCCUAUUUAUGACGAUAACCACGACUUUUUCCUUUCUAUUUGCUUUUCUUGGCGCUCCUCUGGAUGCAAACACCUGACAACCACCCACCGAAUGUAGUCUUUAAGGUGACUCCAUGAGCCAGCGAUGGAGACCAAAAGAUACCAAAGUCUCUUUGAGGGGAGCGAUACAGAGAACAGGUGGUCUCAGAUCCCCAGUACCAUGGAGUUCGGCUGUGCCGUUGAGGACUCCGGCCUGGACAUGGCCAAUGUCGCCGACCCCAAAGCGGGCGGCGCCAAGAAGCCGGAGCAGCCGGCGCUUCGUCCCGGGCCGAACCAGCACUUCGGCCCGCCACACAUCAGCAACUGCUCCCUGCAUGGUGCCAAACCGGAAAUGGACUCCAAGGAGCUUUCCAAAACCGUGGCCGAGUCCAUGGGCCUUUACAUGAACGCUGCCAGGGAGGCGGACUUUGCCUUCGGCCAGCACGGGGGCUCGUCCAGCCCUGGGAAAAUGCAGUACCCGGUAUGCGGGCGCCCUCUCGGGGACAGCCAGCGUGGCUCGGCCAAGAGCCCCAAGCUGAAAGGGUUUGCGUUCCCGCCGCCAAGCGGAGGAGACGGCACCGUCGGCGCCCCGGCGAGCUCCGCUUCCAUGCUAGCCUCGUCGCUGUCCGGCAGCCCCCAAACUUCCAGCCCGGGGGGCGGUAACAACAUGGUGUCGUCGACCACCACCAGCCCCCCGGCGGGUUUCGGCCCGGCGUGCUCGCCUGUAAGCCAUCCGGCCCUGUCCGGAGCCAGGCGCAGGAAUCCGUCGGCGUGCAGCCCUGUGGAGUCGAGCACGGUGGGCUCGCCGCCCCUGCUGAGGUCCCCCAUGUCCAGCCCUCGGAGCAUGAUGAGCGUGAGGUCCCCGCAGACCUGCAGCGUCAGGUCCUCCGCUUCCAGCCCCGCCGCCGUCCGGCCCCCCGCCUGCAGUCCGGCCAUGGCCAUCGGAAGCCCGCAGAACCCUUCCUCGGGAGGCUUCCCGGCGCCCAGUCCGACCGGCGAACUGGGUUUGGCGCGGGGUGACACCCGUAGCCCCGAGGCCACGGCUCUGACCGACGAGCUGGACUUCAAGCCCUUUGAGUUCCCCAAGGUGGAGAUGGUGGAUGGCGAGGUGUUCAAUGUGGGUUUGGACCAGAUGGGCAUGGUGAAGUACAUCAAGAACGAGCCCGGGACUGAUUUUCGGAGCAUGUGCUUGGGCGGCUCCAAAUGCAACACCUCCAGUGUGCCGUUUAUCACGCAAAUCAAGAACGAACCCGACAAAAGCGACGGGUGCAUGAACGCGCAGUCCUACGGCGAAGAGUCUCCGCCGCUCGGCCUCUUCCCCGCGUCCGAGACCACCUACUUGUCCCUGAGGAAUAACGUCGAUGAAUACAGCCUCUCCGGAAUCUUGGGACCGCCGGUGUCCCUCAACGGGAAUUACGACGCCGACGUGUUCGCCAAUGACGUCCUGUCCAAAGGGGUGAAGCAAGAGUCCAGUGACGGCGACUACUACCAGGAGAGCAACGGCGUGCCCGCCUCGGCCAUUGUCGGAGUUAAUUCCAGCGGACACUCAUUCCAUUACCAGAUUGGCACGCAGGGAACAAUGUCCUUUGCGCGGCACGACGUCCGGGACCAGUCCAACCCCUUGUUGAAUCUAAUAUCGCCGGUGGCGGCCUUGAUGGAGUCGUGGAAGUCGCGUCCGGGCAUGCCGCAGGGCUCGCUGUCGGCCCGGGGCGACGGAUACCCGGGUCAGAACUGCAUCAGUGACGGCAUGGUCAGCUCGCCGCUGAGGCAACCUUCCUCGACGGCCAAGGUGUGCCUAGUGUGCGGGGACGAAGCGUCGGGCUGCCAUUACGGCGUGGUGACGUGUGGCAGCUGCAAAGUCUUCUUCAAAAGAGCCGUGGAAGGCCAGCACAACUACCUUUGCGCCGGGAGGAACGACUGCAUCAUCGACAAGAUCCGACGGAAAAACUGCCCGGCGUGCCGCGUGCGCAAGUGCCUCCAGGCCGGGAUGAACCUCGGAGCUCGUAAAUCCAAGAAGUUGGGCAAGUUAAAGGGCGUCGGCGACGACCUGCAAUCAACCAAGGAGAGCCAGCCGGCGGCCGGCGUGGACUUCCUGUCGUCGGAGAAGGAGCUUAACGCCAACGCCGCCAGCGCUGCCUUGAUGCCCCGCGGGGCCAGCGUGGUCACACCUUUCCUGCCGCCGUCCAUCUGCAGCGUGCUGGAGCUCAUCGAGCCCGAAGAGGUGUACUCGGGCUUCGAUAACACGCAGCCCGACACCACCGACCACCUGCUGUCCAGCCUCAACUGCCUGGCCGGCAAGCAGAUGGUGCGCAUGGUCAAGUGGGCCAAAGUACUUCCAGGUUUUCGGGGCCUGCCCAUCGAGGACCAAAUUACGUUGAUCCAGUACUCGUGGAUGUGCCUGUCCUCGUUUUGUCUCGGCUGGCGCUCCUACAAACACACCAACGGACAGCUGCUCUACUUCGCCCCUGACCUCAUAUUCAACGAGGACCGGAUGCAGCAGUCUGCCAUGUACAGCCUUUGCCUGGGCAUGAGGCAGGUGAGCCAGGAGUUUGUUCGGCUGCAGCUCACCUACAACGAGUUCCUCUCCAUGAAAGUCCUGCUGCUUCUCAGCACAAUUCCCAAAGAGGGUCUGAAGAACCAGGCGGCGUUCGAGGAAAUGCGAGUUAAUUACAUCAAGGAGCUCCGGCGCUCCGUGGGGAAGGCAACCAACAACUCGGGCCAGACCUGGCAGCGCUUCUUCCAGCUCACCAAGCUACUGGACGCCAUGCAUGGUCUGGUGGCCAACCUGCUGGACUUCUGCUUCUACACCUUCCGCGAGUCGCGAGCCCUGAAGGUGGCGUUCCCUGACAUGCUGGUGGAGAUCAUCAGCGACCAGAUACCAAAGGUGGAGUCGGGACUCACCCAUACCAUCUACUUCCACAAGAAGUGACGGGGGGCCCCCACCCCCCAAAAAAAU
Molecule: messenger RNA, 3196 nt
Organism: Hippocampus comes (tiger tail seahorse)
Lineage: Eukaryota; Metazoa; Chordata; Actinopteri; Syngnathiformes; Syngnathidae
Gene: nr3c2
Product: nuclear receptor subfamily 3, group C, member 2
Exons: 9
Coding region: 347-3169 (940 amino acids)
Biological process (GO): regulation of DNA-templated transcription
Molecular function (GO): sequence-specific DNA binding; DNA-binding transcription factor activity; zinc ion binding
Source: RefSeq, a predicted model, not a curated record